Molecule: messenger RNA, 750 nt
Organism: Solanum tuberosum (potato)
Lineage: Eukaryota; Viridiplantae; Streptophyta; Magnoliopsida; Solanales; Solanaceae
Exons: 1
Coding region: 1-750 (249 amino acids)
Biological process (GO): phosphorylation
Molecular function (GO): kinase activity
Source: RefSeq, a predicted model, not a curated record
AUGGCUAUCACUUCAUUUGUAAGCUUUCUUCUAUCUCUUCUUCUUAUCUUAGUUCAGGCAAAGGGCAGAAAUGUUUCAACUUGUCCAAAGUCAUUUUCAUGUGGAGAUUUUACAGACCUGAGCUUUCCUUUCUCUCUUUCCACACAACCUGAUUGUGGAAUGAUGUCCAUGUCUGGUUGUGAUGCUAAACCAUAUCCAAGAAUCCAACUAGUUCCUGGAGGAGAAUGGUACUAUGCUUUAGACAUGCAUAAUUCAUCAGUUUGGCUUAGGGACCCGAAGCUUCAAACAACGUUGAUGCAACACAAUUGCCAGGCUUUUAACAAAAAUUUCUCCCUUCCAAACUCUCAUUUUAUGUCUUUCCAUAUGGUUAAUAUUCAUAGCUUCUUCAAAUGCAUCAGUACCAGUUAUAAUGCCCGUAACAUUACACACAAGAAGAACAAUCAUUUUGUUGGUUAUAAUAUAUACAAUGGCUGUGAAGGCUUUAACAUAUACUACAACCUUUCCAAAGGAGCAGACAAUCUUCCUACCAACUGUUCACUUAUCAGAUUGCCAAUUCACUCAAGUCAUGGUGAUUUGUUCGACGUGUUAGGUCCUGAAUUUCUAGCAGAAUGGAAACUGUCUGAUGAAUGUAAUGAAUGUCAUGAUGGUGGAGGUCAAUGCCAAACUGAUAAAACCAACAAAUUUUCUUGUCACAAAGGUAGACAUCUCCAAAAUAAUCUAUACAUUCAAGGUCAAGUUCAUGCUUCUUAA